This is a messenger RNA of Caenorhabditis bovis, 261 nucleotides long. NCBI's taxonomy places the organism in Eukaryota, Metazoa, Nematoda, Chromadorea, Rhabditida, Rhabditidae. The record is from the annotation of a GenBank genome assembly.
AUGCCUAACUGCCCACGUUGUCAGAAACCAGUUUACUUUGCUGAACGUGUUACCUCUAUCGGAUUCGACUGGCACCGUCCGUGCUUGCGUUGCGAGAACGAUGCUUGCAAGAAAACACUGGCGGCUGGAAGCCACUCCGAGCGUGAGGGAAAGCCAUACUGUAAUCGUUGCUACGGAGCUCUCUUCGGUCCACGCGGAUACGGACACGGUGGCGUCGAAUCGCACACUUUUCAUCAAGGACAAACCGGACAGGUUCAUUAA